AUGGAGAAGGUUGCACUUAUUCAGAAAAGAUUGGUCACGACUCAGAGUCAUCAGAAGAACUAUGUCGACUGUAGGAGGAAACCGUUAUCCUUUGAGGUAGGAGAUUACGUUUUCUUGAAGAUAUCACGUAGACGAGAUUUGAUGAGGUUUAGGAAGAGUGGGAAGUUGUCUCCUAUGUUUAUAAGGCCUUUUGAGAUCCUAGAGCUGAUUGGGGAGGUAGCUUACCAUUUGGUCUUACCGCCAUAUCUUUCCAGGGCUCACGAUGUGUUUCAUAUCUAUAUUCAAGACCAAGUCUUGCGUGGCAAGACAAUUCCUUUAGUGAAGUUGUUGCAGAAACAUCAUGGGGUUAAGGAAGCAGCUUCGAAAUGUGAGGCGAAAGUUUGUGAGAAAUAUCUGGACCUAUUUGUUGAUGUUUGA
This is a messenger RNA of Camellia sinensis, 417 nucleotides long. The record is from RefSeq and is a predicted model, not a curated record. Lineage: Eukaryota; Viridiplantae; Streptophyta; Magnoliopsida; Ericales; Theaceae.